Messenger RNA from Portunus trituberculatus (swimming crab), 4230 nucleotides. RefSeq names its product von Willebrand factor A domain-containing protein 7-like. NCBI's taxonomy places the organism in Eukaryota, Metazoa, Arthropoda, Malacostraca, Decapoda, Portunidae. The coding region runs from base 390 to 3536 and encodes 1048 amino acids. The record is from RefSeq and is a predicted model, not a curated record. The transcript has 19 exons.
AGGAAGCGUGGUAUUGUGACACCUCGUGUGCGGUCAUAGAAAUCUGGCAUUUUACGCUGCCACUUAGCCAUUACAGUGUUCUAUGCGAUUGUUAACUUGUAUCUUUCGUUGCUAUUUCCAUAAGAAUAUACUGGACUUUUCUGAAGAUUGCAAGAAAGAUAAUACUGAAGCAGUGUCACUUAUUCCUUCCACCACGAAAAUACGCUAAACGUCUCUAAAGAUUGUAAGAAAGAGACAUGACAGUGCUUUAUAGUCGAUUUAACCAGUGGUACUUACCGGGUUUAUUAUAAGAACACGUUAAACAUUUCUGAGAAUUACAAGAAAGACCUGUUGAGCCUUGCUGUGUCGUAACUUCUUGGUCUACGUCAGGAGAGAGGAAGAGUGUUAGCAUGGCUGGCUCUGUGAUAUUGUUACUGACAUUCCUACUGUUUCCACGCCUUGGUACUGCUUUUCUAGGGCGCGGCACCCUCCUAGAGAACGAUGGUGACAUCUUUGACUUGUACUGCGAUGGCUUUGACAAAGGCGUGCGAGUGUGGCACCACCGGGAGAUCACGAGGGAAGCGGUGAGGCGUGCAGUGGUUCGCUACUUCAAGGAAGUGGAGCCAGCCGGAAGGACUUACAACCACAGGGAUGGCAUGACCCUGGAGGAGGCGUAUGAAGAGUACUACGGCCCUGCCUACUCUCCAAAGCCCUUCCUGGAUACUGUUUCUAAGCUGGUGGACGCGGCGGCUGAAGUUGACGCCGGUUUAAUGGGGGCAGAUCCCAGGUAUCACUUUGGGAAUGAGAGAUUUUCAGAGUCUCAGGUGAUGCUGACGGGUCGGUGGCGGCGGAUGGUGAGCGCAGGUCGAGCUGGCGACUAUGACACCGCGCGCCAGCUGUUGGGUCUCUCCUUGGGUACCAUACAAGACUUCUACUCCCACACCAACUGGGUCGAACUCGGGAACAAGGACUUCAAUAGAAACGUUGGCGCCACAGGUAAGGACUUCCUCAACGUAGCCACUGAACGGGAACACACUUGCCAGGACUGUGGAGAGGGAGCGGAUGGAAGAGGCUCCUGCCGCAACAAUAUUCUGGAGGACAUCAUAAGACAGGGCAAACUGACAUCAGGCUACAUUGAGGACUUGUGGGUGGAUGGAACCAGAGUGGGAAAGCCGAGGGGAGUAGAUAAGUGCAGUCAUGGUGGACCAAGAGACAGGUCAAGGGGAGCAGGAGCAAGAGGAGGCAUCAACAAGGAGUUGCCAACAUCCUGCUUCUCCCCUCAUCACUACCUACAUCAGAGAGCGGCUCAGCAGGCAGUGGAGGCCACAGAAUAUUACCUCACUGUGGUACGUGGGAGUCUGGGGACCCCUGCCUUCUCUCGUCUGCUGGGCCUCCACCCAACUCCUGCCAUUGUUGUAGUUUUGGACACCACUGAAUCCAUGGCACAAGAACUCCAGGCUCUUACCCGAACCUUCUCACGUUUAAAUGACAAACACUCUGCAGCAGAUUACCCACCCUCUGAGUACCUUUUUGUGCCUUUCAAUGACCCAUUGUAUGGGCCUAUAGUGAGAUCCCAACAUCCUGCAGAGAUCUAUCGCACCCUGAGUCAGCUGAGGACAGGUGGAGGAGGAGAUGAGGCGGAGCUAAGCAUGUCAGCUCUGCGCCUGGCCCUGCACCACUCACCACCCCACUCCCAUCUUUUCCUGUUUACCGACGCUCCCAUCAAGGACCAGGAGUUUUUUGAGACUGUUGUUACACUGGCACACUCCAAAGCAAUCAAGGUGACUCCAGUGAUAACUCUUCCCACGAGAUUUUCAAGAUUUGCCACCGAAGAAGACUUGAGUGCGUACAGUGUAUUUGGUGAUGAGGAGACUGAGGUGUUUACGUACUCAACUCAGGAACUGGAAAUCAAGGAAGAGUUAAGCCAAAUAACAAACAGCAGUGAAAUCAAAAGCACAAAAAGGAGACCAAAGCGUCAAGUCAGAAACUAUAGCAAAUAUGAAGAGCUUGCAGAGAAGACAGGAGGCCAUGUGGUGCAGGUGGAGAGGGGCAAGGUGGAUGAGGUGUCCCGUAUGAUGGAAGUGGAACAGUACCCUGCGGCUGUACUGUGGAGAACCUUGAGAUCAACAGUAAGCCAAAAUGUAAAGAUACCCAUUGACUCUUUAGUCAGGGAGAUUGAAGUGUCCAUCUCAGGAGGUGUCAACUCUGCCACUCUUGCAUCCUCAAGUAUAAAGUUUGACCUUACAUCCCAGACAAAUGGAGGUGACCUUAAGGGAUACACAGUGGUGGCUUUGACACCUUUCUUCCUUCAGAUUCGCAUCGACAUAACACAACAGCAGCAGUAUCUUGGAGACUGGACUCUGACCUUUGAGCCAAAACGUGUGUGUUCGGUCACAGUCUCUGCCCGCACUCCACUGGACAUUGCACCAACUUUCUACCUUCCGGAUGAACGUUCCUUCCAUCCUUCUCUCCAGCGUAUCCAGGACCACCCAAGCCAAGACUUGAAUUCCUACUUGGAUAUGGUUAUCACUGGUGUGGAUCGUGCUGGUCUGAGGGAGGUGAAUGAGGCACGGCUGCUGGACAGGUCAGGGAGCGAGGCACAACUAGUCUUCCCCACCUCCUCCCCUCUCCGGAACACCUACCUUAGCCUCCCCACCAGAGAUCUGCCACAGGAGAGGUUUACAGUGGCUCUCUAUGGGAGGGACGGUUCAGGUCGGCAUUUCCGAAGGGAGAGUGGGACAUCUUGGGAGAGAGUAGAAUCUGUGAUAUCUUUCCCACUGGGCCGGGACAUCUGGGGUUCUCCAGGGGCCAUUCUCAGAAUCCCAGUCUUCAUCACCAACACUGACUCAGCCACUGGUACCUCCAACACUUACUUCUUGACUGCUAAUGAUGCUUUUGGCUCCUCAGUUAAUCUGGAUCAGCAGAGGGUAACUCUGGGACGGAAUGAGACAGCCACAGUGCAGGUGACACUGUACAUUGAUCCCCAAACACUGCCCCGCACCACCAAUAGCCUGGUGGUUAGUGCCUCCUCUACCCGGGGUGACAUCUCCCACGCACGGGCUCACAUCUCCAUCACACCUCUUGUAAUUGACCGCACUCCUCCCACUUGUGAGGUCAUAUCCAAGAUAUCAUGUUCAAGUAGUGACCUGAUGCCCAGCUCCUGCUCCAACAGUCGCUGGUCCAUGCAGUUCACUGUCCGGGACAACAGAGGAGUGUUUCUUGUGGAAUCUCAGCCUGAGGCCAACUUUCCAAACUUUGCCAGUGGUGAUAGAGAAGUGACGCUUCCCUACUCUGCCUCGUGCUGUAAUCCGGGAGUUACCAUUGUGGUUACUGACAUAGAUAACAAUUUUGUUACUUGUGAAGUUAAUAAUGGGGAGCUGGAAUCCUCUGGAGGUACUACCACACUGACUACAGCAGCCAUCACUGGAAUAGCUGUUGGCUCAGUCUUACUUGUGCUGAUAAUCAUCGCAGUCGUUGUUAUCUUUGUCAUCUAUCGCCGUAGAACCAGGAAGGAGGAUGUCACCACAAGGGCACCCCGAAGGCUGUCCAUGGAAUAGGAGUGCGUGAGGGAAUAUCCAGUGUUGGCAGCAGGGGGGAUGUCAUUACCAUCAGUGGGGGAUGAGAGACAGGAUCCACUUUAUGAACAGCCUAUUUUUCCGUCUUGCAGUCACACACAGUCACAUCUGAGGAGAACCUCCAGGAUUUCAGAAUCCUCUUUAAGUACAAGUUUAGAUUCCUUUUCAUCUUCAUCUAGUAGGAGAGAAAAUUGCCACCAAGGACACAGUUUAACCCCAAGAUGGUCACACUGUCAGUCCUCUGUACCUUCUAAAGGAGAAAGUGAGUCAACAACAUCUUCUGUUAAUUCUUCUAUUUUGUCAAGAACGUCCUAUGAGUUUGGAUAUUGGAAAGUGAAAUUCCUGCGAGCACCUUCAGUGUUCACAGUGAAUAGAGCAAGUCAGUCAGAGGCAUGAGGAAUGGACAUAGUUUUCAUUGCAGUGAAAGAGACAAAGAAAAUACUUCCACUAAAGAGAAUGUUUUAAAGAAAAGAGAUGCAUUGAAGUUAUAUACAAACAAGAAGCAGCAGAUGUGGCUAGAUACCAUUUUAGAGGAAGAAGUGCAAGCUGGUAGUAUCAUCUUUCACAAAUCACCAGUGUAAAUCUACAUGAAAAAGUACACAUCCUGCCCAUAGUGACGAGGUGCUGGUGCAGCACUUGUGUUGUAAUGGAGGAAUGUCAUUUUGUUUUCAGUGUU